GAGGUUUAUGUGUCGCGCACCGGAAGUAAGGCGGGGUGACAUUUAGACUAGGACACAGGCAUGUGAACACACGCUGAAUAUUACACAGUCUUUGCUUUUCUGCACAUUUUCAACAGCUAAACAACAGCGAGAAAUGGCGGCGUGGGGUUGUCGAUUUCUUCAGAGAGGAACUCGUCUGAUUUAUCUCCGGGCAGCAGCACAAAGAUGUCCAUCGCAUCCCAGCCCCAUCCAAGCGGCAGGUUGUGUCCGGUCCAUGAAGACGACCACAUGGUUUGAAGAACACCUCACGGAAGAGAACCAACAGUUCAUGAGAAGGGAAGUGGCGGAGGAAUACAAGCAACAGACCGCUAACAAGCUUAACCCGCUAAAAGAUGAACCCUGGCCGCGACAUAAUUGGACGGAGGGAAGUCGAAGGGUUGGGUUGGUAGCUGUGAAGUUGGGCAUGGCUCCUCUCUGGACAAAAACAGGAAAGCGACUUGCCGUCACUAUGUUACAGGUUCAGGACUGUCAUGUAAUAAAGUGCCUGUCUAAAGAAGAACACGAUGGGCGCUCUGCUGCACUAAUUGUUGGCGGAAAAAAUGUAUCACCAUUCCACAGAUCCGAAACGGCAAUAGAGAUGUUCAAAAAUGCAGGAGUUCCUCCAAAACAGAAACUCAGCACCUUUCCAGUCUCGGACAACGCCAUCAUUAAGCCUGGGACUCCACUAUAUGCUGCACAUUUUCGUCCAGGCCAGUAUGUGGACGUGACUGCCAAAUCUAUUGGCAAAGGCUUUCAGGGCGUAAUGAAGCGCUGGGGAUUCAAAGGUCAGCCAGCCAGUCAUGGACAAACCAAAACACAUCGCAGACCAGGAGCUUCUGGACCUGGAGGCGAUCCAGGCAAAGUUUUCAAAGGGAAAAAGAUGCCUGGCAGAAUGGGGAACACCUUCAUCACAGCGUACGGACUGAAGGUGUGGCGCGUCAAUACCAAGCACAACGUGCUCUAUGUUAAUGGCUCCGUCCCCGGCCACAGGAACUGCUUACUGAAGGUGAGGGACACCUCUCGACCCACCGUCAAGUCCGCCGUCCACAGCCCCCCCUUCCCCACUUUCUUCACCGAGGAAGAAGUGGACCUUGAUGAAGACCUCUACGACGACGACAUGUUUGUUCACACAGAACCAUCCUUAUCUCUCACCUGAACACACACUUCAACUUCAUCAUGUUGUUGGCAACCCGAUAUAAAGCAACACUCAUUUAAACCUCA
Nerophis ophidion (straightnose pipefish) is the source of this 1239-nucleotide messenger RNA. It is a transcript of the gene mrpl3, whose product is annotated as mitochondrial ribosomal protein L3. The coding region runs from base 134 to 1174 and encodes 346 amino acids. Gene Ontology annotation, cellular component: mitochondrial large ribosomal subunit; ribosome. Lineage: Eukaryota; Metazoa; Chordata; Actinopteri; Syngnathiformes; Syngnathidae. Gene Ontology annotation, molecular function: structural constituent of ribosome. The record is from RefSeq and is a predicted model, not a curated record. Gene Ontology annotation, biological process: translation. The transcript has 10 exons.